Messenger RNA from Sipha flava (yellow sugarcane aphid), 1848 nucleotides. RefSeq lists its product as uncharacterized. NCBI's taxonomy places the organism in Eukaryota, Metazoa, Arthropoda, Insecta, Hemiptera, Aphididae. The transcript has 2 exons. Gene Ontology annotation, molecular function: nucleic acid binding. The record is from RefSeq and is a predicted model, not a curated record. Bases 1 to 1848 code for a protein of 615 amino acids.
AUGGAACUCCAUGCUUUUGCAGAUAGCUCAGAAAAGGGAUACGCUGCCGCUAUUUAUUUACGAACCAUAUCAUCAAAUGGCAUCACUUGUCACCUAAUUACAGCGAAAACUAAAGUGGCCCCACUAAAGCGUGUGACUAUUCCACGAUUAGAACUGUGUGGUGCACUACUGGCAAAUACAUUAUUAAAAACUGUUCAAGUCGUGUUAUCACCCGUAAUUAGCAUUACACGUACAUAUGCUUGGACUGACUCAAUGACAACUUUGGCUUGGAUUAGAUCUUCACCUCAUCGAUGGACAACCUUUGUCGCCAAUCGAGUUAGCCAAUUGCAAGAGUACACCGCCCCAUCUAUAUGGAGGUACGUUCCGACAACCGUCAAUCCGGCGGAUUGUGCGUCAAGAGGCCUCUUUCCAGCUGACAUACUAUCACAUUCUCUAUGGUGGGCAGGACCAACAUUCCUUUAUAAAGAUUCAAAUGAAUGGCCUUCAGAAAAAACCCUCAACGAUGACAACAUGGCACAUCCAGAAUCCAGACUUACGGUCACAUUAGUAACAACGCCCACGAAUAAUUUUCUUAGUCAUUUGUUAAAUCGAUUUUCAUCAUUAUCCAAAAUUAUAAGAAUAAUUGGGUAUUGUCGUCGAUUUAAAACACACCACCACCUAACAACGAUCUUAACACCAGUGGAACAAAAUGAGGCGCUGAAUAUCAUCAUCAAAUCAGUUCAACAAGAUGCCUUUUAUGAUGAUAUACGCCUUCUGUCAGCGAAGAAAUUAUGCAGCCUUCGUCUUCGUAGACUAAGCCCCUUCCUUGAUUCCUCGGGUAUUCUACGAGUAGGCGGACGCAUCAUGCAUGCAUCACUUCCAUACAACCAGAAGCAUCCAGCUUUAAUUCCAAAACGGCAUCCAUUCACGGUAUUACUUAUUCACCACUACCACAAAGAAAACCAUCACCCCGGAGCCACUACACUUCAACAAUUAAUUCAACAACAAUUUUGGAUCAUGUCAGUACGCCAAGUGAUACGAUCGCAAUUGCGUUUCUGUAUUCCUUGCUAUCGAGUACGUCCCAAAGCCGUCCAACCAGUAAUGGGAAACCUGCCAAAGUACCGAUUGCAGCAGAUCAAGCCAUUUCAUCAAACAGGUAUAGAUUAUGCAGGCCCUAUUAGUUUAAAGGAACGUCGAUCUCGUUAUUCUCAGAUCAAGCAGGCAUAUAUUUGCUUAUUUGUGUGUAUGAGUACAAGGGCUCUGCAUAUUGAGGUUGCGUCCGAUUUAACAACCGAAACGUUCCUUAUGGCAUUCACCCGUUUCGCUGCUCGCCGAGGACCAAUCCAGGCAAUAUACAUUGAUUGUGGUACCAAUUUUGUGGGAGCAUCUCGACUGUUCAAAUCAGUUGAUGAAUAUCAAAACGCUAUAACCAAUCAUCUUGCCACACAUCAUAUUCAAUGGCACUUCAAUCCACCAUCAGCUCCACACUUCGGAGGUUUAUGGGAAGCAGGUGUCAAAUCCGAACCCAGUACUACUAUCCCAGAUCCAGAUCUGUCAACCCUUCCACUAUCUAAGAUGCAGCGCUGGCGGCUCAUCCGAGAUAUCCAUCAACAUUUCUGGAGUAAGUGGAAAAAUGACUUUAUUAAUACUUUGCAACAACGCUUAAAAUGGACAAAGUCCAAUGGAACCUUGCAUCAAGAUGAUCUAGUUCUCAUCAAGGAACCAACCAACUCACUUCAAUGGAGACUUGGUCGAGUCAUGCAACUUCACCCAGGAACCGAUGGAAUAAACCGUGUUGCUACUGUCAAAACCGCUAUUGGAUCAUUCAAACAUCCCACCAACAAGCUCUGUCCACUUCCACAACUUUAA